UCAUGCGUUUUUUGUAGAAUUGCUACUGCGCAUCACCCAGUGGCCCCGUCAACGUAUCUCCAACCAACGCCAAACGCCAACGCCGACUCCCCUUCCACCCCAACACCAGGCCCAGGCGAAGACGGUCAUGCUUUCUUAAUACUUUCCACGAAACAUGUCCUUGCUUUCCUCGAUAUUAUGCCCUUGACACGGGGCCAUGUGCUCGUUGUUCCACGGGUUCAUCACGAGAAGUUGGCUGAGGUGGGGGUAAGGGUUAGUCGCGAGCUCGGUACAUGGCUCCCCAUACUCUCGCGCGCCGUGAUGAGAACGGUAUUCGGGGAGAGCACUGAUACAGAUCCGAGCGGCAAUACUCUUACAAGUCCGAGCUGGAACUGGAAUGUGGUCCAGAAUAACGGCGUCGGAGCUGCGCAGGUCGUCCCACAUGUGCAUUUCCACAUUGUGCCGCGACCGCCGUUAGGUCAGGCGUCUACGUCGGCGAAAAUGAGCUUUGUUAUGUUUGGGCGUGGGCAGAGAGAGGACUUGGAUGAUGAGGAGGCGGAGGACUUAGUACGGCUUUUGAGGGAGGAGGUUGCGAGGGAGGUGGUGAGAGUUAAGGAGGUGGAG
Molecule: messenger RNA, 603 nt
Organism: Aspergillus versicolor CBS 583.65
Lineage: Eukaryota; Fungi; Ascomycota; Eurotiomycetes; Eurotiales; Aspergillaceae
Exons: 4
Biological process (GO): nucleotide metabolic process
Molecular function (GO): catalytic activity
Source: RefSeq, a predicted model, not a curated record